Messenger RNA from Microtus ochrogaster (prairie vole), 719 nucleotides. It is a transcript of the gene Nmu, whose product is annotated as neuromedin U. Gene Ontology annotation, molecular function: neuromedin U receptor binding. The record is from RefSeq and is a predicted model, not a curated record. Lineage: Eukaryota; Metazoa; Chordata; Mammalia; Rodentia; Cricetidae. Gene Ontology annotation, biological process: positive regulation of smooth muscle contraction; neuropeptide signaling pathway; positive regulation of synaptic transmission. Gene Ontology annotation, cellular component: terminal bouton.
UGAACGCUGAGGGACAACCAGAACACUCGCACAGCACAGGGUCCCUGGUCGCCAGUCCAGAGCCGCUUGGAAGUGACAGAGAUGUCGCGAGCAGCGGGUAGCCGCCUAGGGCUGUCUGGGGGACAAGUGGUCUCUGUAUCCCGGCUCCUGUCACUGCUGCUGCUCCUCGCCUGCUUCGCGGACGCCUGCAGAGGUGCUCCAAUACCAAACCAAAGAUUAGAGCCAGAGCAAGAACUACAAUUGUGGAAUAAGGUGCAUGAAGCUUGUUCAUCCUUUCUGUCUAUUGACUCCCAAGCUGAGGCAUCCGCUGCACUGAGGGAGUUUUGCCGUGUGAUGACGGAGAUCCGCCAGAAGCCUCAGGAACAAAAUGAGAAAGAUAAUGCUAAGAGGUUCUUAUUUCAUUAUUCAAAGACAGAGAAGUCGGGAAACUCAAAUAUUGUGUCCUCUGUCGUGCAUCCGUUGCUGCAGCUCGUUCCUCAACUCCAUGAGAGAAGAAUGAAGAGAUUCAAGGAAGAAUUCCGGAGUCCUUUUGCUGGUCAAAGUAGGGGAUACUUUUUAUUCAGGCCACGCAAUGGGAAGAGGUCAACAGGUUUCAUUUAAAAUGAUGUCGACUGAUUUUCCAUUGAAGCAGUGCGAUAAGAUACAUAAUAUACUUACAUUUUGUUUUAAAAAAUGAUUCCUCCUAAAUUUACUUUGUUGCAAACCCCUGCUUUGUAACA